This is a messenger RNA of Oldenlandia corymbosa var. corymbosa, 2051 nucleotides long. NCBI's taxonomy places the organism in Eukaryota, Viridiplantae, Streptophyta, Magnoliopsida, Gentianales, Rubiaceae. The record is from the annotation of a GenBank genome assembly.
GCCGACUGAAACUGGGUUAAGCCCGAGACGAUUCAAAGUCCAACAGGCCAGUAUAUUCGGAAAGGGGCAAAUUGGUAAAAAAGAACGAGGUAUACUAGGGUUUCUCCACCUUAUAUUUGUUGCCCGCCCUAAAACCUUCAGUCACUCCCAUCUGUAAAAGAGAUUCGAGCUAUUUCUGCCGCCGUGCCUAACAGAGAAAUUUGGAGCUUUUUUGAUCAGCGAGCAAGAAGGUGAGCGAAAAAAUGGCGACCAAUUCCGCACCCAAACCGCUUUCGACCAGGCAGGCCGAUAUCCAGAUGAUGUUGGCCGCCGAAGUCCAUCUGGGCACUAAAAACUGUGACUACCAAAUGGAACGUUACGUCUUCAAGCGCCGGAAUGACGGAAUUCACAUCAUUAACCUUGCCAAGACAUGGGAGAAGCUCCAAAUGGCUGCAAGGGCUAUUGUUGCUAUUGAGAACCCUCAGGACAUCAUUGUCCAAUCUGCUAGGCCAUAUGGUCAGAGAGCUGUGUUGAAGUUUGCGCAGUACACUGGUGCUCAUGCUAUUGCCGGUAGACACACUCCUGGUACCUUCACCAAUCAGCUUCAGACUUCAUUCAGCGAGCCUCGUCUCCUCAUCCUCACUGACCCAAGGACUGAUCACCAGCCUAUUAAGGAAGCUGCUCUGGGAAACAUCCCCACCAUCGCAUUUUGCGAUACUGAUUCUCCUAUGCGCUAUGUUGAUAUUGGUAUCCCUGCAAAUAACAAGGGGAAGCACAGUAUUGGAUGUCUCUUUUGGCUCCUGGCAAGGAUGGUGCUGCAAAUGCGUGGUGUGAUCCCUCAGGGCCACAAGUGGGAUGUGAUGGUAAGUUUGUUUACCAAUUUCAUCUAAAUUCCUUCAAGUUUGAAUCAGGAUUUGGAUGCUCUAUUUUCGUUCAUGAAUUUGGGAUUUCGGCUGUUUUUUUUGGGGGGGGGGGUUAAUUUUUGUACAGUUUUGCUUGCAAAUUCACGAGUGUUUGUUUGUUUAUUUUGAUUCCAGGUAUGGUCCACUGAUAGGUUUAUUGUCAUUUUUGCAGGUCGACCUGUUCUUCUACAGGGAGCCUGAGGAGGCUAAAGAACCACAAGAAGAAGAGCAACCUGCUGGCCAAGAUUAUGAUUAUAGUGCUGGUGCUCUCGGAGGUGCGGGAGACUGGGGUACCUCAGCUGCUAUCCCUGACGCAGACUGGCCUGCUGCUGUUCCACCUGCUAUUCCUGCUGCUCCUGGCUGGGAUGCUGGUUAGUUUUCUCAUUAGAUACUUGUGGUUAUUGCAAAUUUGUGUGCACGAACCAUUGAGUUUCUCAUGCUGUAGUGUAUUGAAUUGUGAUAGGUGAUAGUUAAUUAUCUAUGUUACUAUGAGCUGCCUAUGUCAGUAUAGAUGUGAACUGCAAAUUGUUCCAAGUGCUUUUGUAUAUUGUAAACGUAAAUAUCUUGAUAUGGUGUUCUCAUUUGCUCAUUUGCAGCGCCAGUUACAAAUGACGGUUGGGAGCAAGCUGCUGCUCCACAAAUGAUGGUUACCGCCCCUGAUGUAUCACCUGCUCCUGGCUGGGAAUAGAAGAUGUUAGAGAAAUUAUUUACAUUUAAGUCUUGCAAAGUUUGAACAUCUAUAGCUUAUUUUCUUGAACAUGGCUCAGUUAUUUUUGUAGUGGUCUAAUUUGAAGAGUUUUUGCUGAUAGUCUUAAACUGAGUUAAGAGUUGUCUGGAAUCUUUGAUGAUGUUAUCUUAAAAUGUUUAAAUUAAUUUGCUUUAUUGGUGCUUCAUUUUAUAGUUUUUGCUUUCCAGUUUUAUUUGAUAGCCAGUUGGAUGCGAAACUUGGGACUUGUGAUAUGGUUUCUCGGCUAGAAUGAGAAGCUUUAUCAACGUCCAUGUCCAUCCAAGUUUUGAUUGGUGCUGUUUGAGAUGAUUGUAUUCUUCGUUGGUACUACCCAAGCCGUAGUAUUUCAUACUGAUUAGGUUAAGGGGUUAAGGACACUGGGGAUCAAUGAGUUUUAUUCUGGUAUUUUGAAAUGAAAUUCUUUCUCACAAUUGUUGAAGCCA